AUGUCCAACAACGAAUUCAUAAAUGGUACCAAUGCAAGUUUCAUUUCAACGUCAUCUGACAUCACUUGGGACAAGGCACUUGUUGCAUUUGUGUUAUACGCAAUUACAAUUACUACAAUCGUUGGAAACGUUCUUGUGUUGGUAGCUGUGAAGAUGAAUAAAAAGUUGCAGACGACAUUUAAUUAUUAUAUAGUAAACUUGGCUAUUACUGACGUUGCUGUUGCCAUUACGGCAAUGAGUUUUAUGGCUACACAUACGUUUCUGGGAUACUGGCCGUUUGGGGAGGUGCUCUGCGCCAUCUGGAUUUUCUUUGACUACGGUAUGACGUUUGUGUCAGUGUUCACACUCCUCUUAAUAUCAGUUGACAGAUUCUGGAGUGUAAAGUGGAGUGUCCAUUAUAGAAAGUAUCAUACAAAAAGGAAGUGCAUCAUUUCUAUUGUCUGCGUGUGGCUGUUUAUGUUGGUUCUUUGGGUACCACCUUGGAUACUGGAUAGAGUGCGGUACAGCAAACCUGGGAUCUGUUUCUGGGACCCAUCACUAAACAAAGAAUUCGUCUUCAUCGUGGCGAUUCUUGGACACCAUGGCCCCUAUUGUAUUAUGAUUUUCUGCUAUACUCAGGUGUUUUUGUUUAUGCAUAAGCGCGCAAAAGUUUCAGAUUCCAUUCGAGGAAGUACCCGACCAUCUAAUCAAGUGAACGCUAGCAUUGCGAAUGAUGAAAGUGAUGUUAAUGUUUCCUCUUCGAUACCAAAACGAACAAUUUUGCAGGUGCAUCCUAUAAGAGCAUUCUCACCACCGCCUUCCGUGGACAGAAGCGUAGACUUUUCAAAUGUUCCCAUAACUGUUAGUUAUCUUCGAGUUCCUGAACCUGUUACUUCUUCUGUUAACAGUCAGUCUCUAUCGGUCCGUGAAAAUCGUUUGAUACGUGACCGGAAAGCCUUUGUGACACUGACCUACAUACUUAUCGGAUAUGCUAUUCUUUGGCUGCCUUUUCAUAUAAUUUUUGAUAUUAGUAUCAUUAAUCCAGGUUUGGUCCCUGAACCAGUGUUGAAUAUGGGGUUUUGGAUGGCAUAUUUCAACUCGACAAUCAAUCCAAUCUUGUACAAUUUCAGCAGUUUGGAAUUCAGGAAUUCAUUUAAAAGAAUUUUAACUCGAUGUAAAUGUUAAGUGCCUGAUAAACAGAUGUAGUGGUUAAACGAACAUACCCAGUUGUCACUUAUAAUUCUAGGAAUUAGUUAGAGUUUUUUCUCUUAUAUCAAAUGUAGAGUUCAUUAAUACGAGGCUGGACUAAGAGCCCAAGAGUCAUAUGUUCGAUUCCCAGCUCCUCUACACUAUCCGACAUUAUUUUGGAUUAUGAGAUCAUUCAUUGACUGCAGAUGGGAAUAUCCAGUUCUCAUGUAGCGGUGACUGCAAAAAGUGACAAAAUAGCGGGAUAUUUCUAUCAUUUCAUUGCAUGCCAUAUUCAACGAAUAACAGUGAAAAUAAAUUAAAUAGAAAAGUGGAAAUCCGCAGUCCCAGUUUGACUGAGCCUAAUCGCGGACGGUAGUGCAGAAAUACAAACUGCCUAGCAUGUCCUGUAGUGAAUAUCUUUCUUCUUUGCGCUAUCGUUUACGGUAGUUUGUUUGUUGUUUUUUUUGUUUUUGUUUUUUUUAUUGUUGUUUUUGUUUAAAGAAAAAGCUAACACAAAGAAAGACAUUAUUCUUUAAGUGGGACUUUUCACUAAAUCCUGCAAGUUUUAAUAACUUUCUCAUACCUGAAUUAACUGAAUUAAGCAAAGCGUU
Mercenaria mercenaria is the source of this 1778-nucleotide messenger RNA. Its product is annotated as muscarinic acetylcholine receptor M3-like. The coding region runs from base 1 to 1164 and encodes 387 amino acids. The record is from RefSeq and is a predicted model, not a curated record. Gene Ontology annotation, molecular function: G protein-coupled receptor activity. Gene Ontology annotation, cellular component: membrane. NCBI's taxonomy places the organism in Eukaryota, Metazoa, Mollusca, Bivalvia, Venerida, Veneridae. Gene Ontology annotation, biological process: adenylate cyclase-activating adrenergic receptor signaling pathway. The transcript is spliced from 3 exons.